AAGAUAUCCAUGUCUGCUCCUUUGGUUCUCGCUCCCAAUUCGAAUACCCUCUGUUAUCACCAUUCCAAUUCUUUUAUCAACCAAAAAACUCUUCUUUUUUCCAAAUCUUUCAAUUCUAAAUUUACCACCUUUUCCUCUCAAUACAAUGAUAAUAAUAAUCCCAUCAAGAACGAGGAGCAAUGCAAUCUUGAAUUUGAAAAUCAAGAUUAUGGGUCAUCAAGUUCAGGAAUUAAAGGCCCUACUGCUCCAUGGAUGAGGGGUCCUCUUCUUCUUGAACCUAAUCAAGUUUUGGACUUAUCCAAAUCAAGAAAGAAGAAAGAUGCCAAUUUCGCUAAAACCCAAAACCCUAAUGAUGCACUUUCUGGUAAAGUUAGUGGAGGAAGAGGUAAAAAAGCAAUGAAGAUGAUUUAUCAAGGAAUUGAUAAACUCCAAGAAACGCAAAUUGGGGAAGGUACACAGGUGGAAACUGAUGCAAAGGUUGAAUUUCAGUUCCCACCAGGAUCUUUAUCUGAAUGGGGAGAUGUGAGUUAUGAAAUUGAGGAGAAAAACCCAUAUGGGGAGGAGGACAAUAUGGAAAGCCUUGAGGGAGUAGAAUUUGGUGUUUUAUCAAGAGAAGGGGAAGGAAGAGGGAGUAGAAAAAGUGGGGUGAAAAUGCCAUGGGAGAGUGAGGUGAGAAUUGUGUAUAGGAGAAUGAAGAAUGAGAAAGUUGUCAUGACUGCAGAGUCGAAUCUUGAUGCAAUGUUGCUUGAGAGAUUGAGGGGUGAGGCUGCAAGGAUUCAGAAGUGGGUGAAGGUUAAGAAAGCCGGAGUUACCCGAACUGUUGUUGAUCAAAUCCACUUUAUUUGGAAGAAUAAUGAACUUGCAAUGCUCAAAUUUGACCUGCCUUUAUGCCGUAAUAUGGACAGAGCUCGAGAAAUUGUUGAGAUGAAGACUGGAGGCUUUGUUGUUUGGAUGAAGCAAAAUGCUCUGGUUGUUUAUAGAGGAUGUAGCUAUACUUUACAACAGAAGGAGCUACAGCAUGACUUUCUAUGUAAUCACCAGAACUCUUCAUUUACUGAAAAUAUUAAAGAGACAAGUAUUUUCUCACCAUUGAACUCAAGUGGGAGCAGUGAAGAUGAAAUGAGAAGUGUUGGAAACUCAGAAGAGGAUAGCCUAGUAAUGAAUGAGUCACUUUAUGUGAGGGAAGCUAAUAGAUUGUUGGAUGACUUAGGACCUCGUUAUGUUGAUUGGUGGUGGCCAAAGCCUUUGCCUGUGGAUGCGGAUUUACUUCCUGAAGUAGUUCCUGGAUUUAAGCCACCAUUUAGACUUUGCCCACCACGUUCAAGAUCAAACCUGACAGAUGAUGAACUUACACAAUUAAGGAAACUUGCUCGUGCUUUGCCAACUCAUUUUGUCCUUGGGAGAAACAGAAAACUGCAAGGCUUGGCUGCAGCAGUCGUAAAGUUGUGGGAGAAAUGUCACAUAGCAAAGAUAGCUUUGAAGUGGGGAAUUCCAAAUACUAACAAUGAGCUAAUGGCAAAUGAGUUAAAGCAUCUUACAGGAGGAGUCCUUUUAUUGCGGAAUAAGUUCUUUAUAAUCCUAUACAGAGGCAAGGAUUUUCUUCCUUCUCAAGUUGCAAACCUUGUUGCUGAAAGGGAGGUGGAGCUCACAAGAUGUCAGCUUGAGGAAGAAGUUGCACGAUUCAAAGCAAUUGAAACUCUUCCAAUCACUAUGGAAGUAUCAAUGUGCAGUAGUAGUGUUGGGACUUUAUCAGAAUUCCAGACAAUUGCAGAACCUGGAAAGGAGAAAUCUGAGGUUGAAGUUCAAUUAAUGUCUGAAAAGGAAAGAUUAGAAAAAGAACUGAGGAAUCAACAGCACGGCCUUUACAUUCUCAAGAAGAAGAUUGAAAAAUCAUCUAUAGCACUGGGAAAGCUAAAUGCUGCCUGGAGACCUGCCAAAGAGGAUGAUGAUAAAGAAAUCUUAACACAGGAAGAAAGACGAUCUCUUAGGCAGAUAGGAUUGAAGAUGAACAGGAGUUUAGUUCUUGGGAGACGUGGUGUUUUUGAUGGUGUCUUAGCUGGUCUCCAUCAGCAUUGGAAGCACAGAGAAGUUAUUAAGGUGAUCACAAUGCAGAAAAUCUUUUCUCAGGUCAUUCAUACUGCAAAGCUCCUCAAGACAGAAAGUGGUGGGAUACUGAUUUCUGUUGACAAAAUUAAAGAAGGCCAUGCAAUGAUAAUUUAUCGGGGAAAGAACUACAGACGCCCGGAGUCAGUUCCUCAAAAUCUUCUAAACAAAAGACAAGCUUUAUGUCGGUCCCUGGAAAUGCAGAGACUUGGAUCAUUGAAGUUUUAUGCAAAUCAAACGGAGCAGGCAAUCUCUGAUCUUAAGUUGAAGUUGGUAGAAUAUACAGUAAAGAUUGGUCAAAUGGGGGAGAUCUAAAGCUUGUGGUGCAGUCAUAACUACUAUUGCUCUUGAUCUCUGUCUUGACAUGGUCUACAUAUAUCAGCGCGAAGAGAAUUCACUCA
Solanum verrucosum is the source of this 2504-nucleotide messenger RNA. RefSeq names its product chloroplastic group IIA intron splicing facilitator CRS1, chloroplastic. The transcript has 8 exons. NCBI's taxonomy places the organism in Eukaryota, Viridiplantae, Streptophyta, Magnoliopsida, Solanales, Solanaceae. Gene Ontology annotation, molecular function: mRNA binding. The record is from RefSeq and is a predicted model, not a curated record. Gene Ontology annotation, biological process: RNA splicing, via transesterification reactions. Bases 10 to 2418 code for a protein of 802 amino acids.